CACAACAAUUUAUUAAUCAAAAAGGACGAUUAGAAAUUCGUAAUGUUUUGAAAAAUUAUAUCGAAGAUUUGAGUAUGUUAUUAACACAAUAUAGUGAUCAUGUUGAACAACGUGUGAAAAAUGAAAUUGGUAGAUGUGAACCAGUAAGCCGUGCAUAUAAUCAUACGGUUUCAUCACUAUGUGAUAAUGUUGUUUUACCAUUUACUGCUAGUUGGUUCAGUGUUACAAUCACAUUGAUGGUUUUUAUUCCGGCAACAUUAUUAGUUUGUUUAUUGAAUACAAUGUUCAAACGAAUAAAACGUUCAUCAUCACGACGUGAAUCUAUUUUGAUUAUAGAUCAUUUUGAAGAAGAUGAUAUACCAUUAGCUGAAAUCGAUAAACGAAAUAGAAAUAGUCAUAAUAAUCGAAAUCGGCCUGUAGUUCCAAGUGCACCACAUAUUGCUGCAUUCAAUGAACGUGAUCAAUCGGAAGAGGAAACAUGGUCACCGGGUGCUAUACCACAGCAUCUUUAUUCAAGACCACCACCAUAUAAUUUUUGAAAAUGACACAUUUCCAAAUUUUUUUAAAAAUGGUCCAAAAUGUAUGACGAUAUUUUUUUCGUUUUUUUGAACAACUGCCUGUUUUUUUCGCUUGAAAUCUCUACUCAAGAACGCACAUCAAUCAAAGUACAUUAAUAUUUUUUAUUAAUAUCAUCAUCAUUUACACUCAUCAUUCAUUAAUAAUUCUGAAAACAAAAUAGUGAUUUUAAUUUUUUUUUCGUUAAAAAUUUACGUUCCAUAGUUUGUAAUGUUGAUUAAAUUACGAUGACAAUUAACGAUUU
Molecule: messenger RNA, 820 nt
Organism: Dermatophagoides pteronyssinus (European house dust mite)
Lineage: Eukaryota; Metazoa; Arthropoda; Arachnida; Sarcoptiformes; Pyroglyphidae
Source: RefSeq, a predicted model, not a curated record